UGUAUUUAUAAAGCAGUCUAAAAGUGCAUUAAUUACAAAAAUUAAAAAAAGGAAAACAAAUAUACAUAGCACAAAAAUAUAAAAAUAUUUGAGAAGUGAAAGUGUGGAGUACAGAAGAUUUAGCUCAUCAUCUGGAGCGAAAUGGCAGCAUAUCAAAUGAAUUUCAAUCAGGAUUUUACCUCCCUCUCCGUACUGAGCGCAAGCGGGUUGCGUCUGUUCUCGAUUGCCGGACAAGAUAAAGUGGAGGAGAUCUUUGCCAAGGACAAUACGGAGCAAAUACGGAUUGUGGAGCGCCUCUUCAAUAGCUCGCUGGUGGUGCUGGUCACUGCCCAGAAGCCGAACUGCCUGAAGAUGCUGCACUUCAAGAAAAAGCAGGACAUCUGCAAUUGCUUCUAUCCGUCGGAGAUUCUGUGCGUGCGCAUGAAUCGGCAGCGUUUGAUCGUCUGCCUGGCCGAGAGCAUUCACAUACACGACAUACGCGACAUGAAGAUCCUGCAUUCCAUCGAGAAUAUAGCGCCCAAUGAGCUGGGCCUGUGUGCGCUCUCUCUAAACUCACAUCUGGCCUUUCCCAUUAGCCAGACCAGCGGCGAGCUACGCAUCUUCAAUGCGAACAAAUUGCGGACCGGCAUGACAAUCAAGGCGCACGAUACGCCCCUCUCUGCGUUGAACUUCUCGCCCAGCGGCUCUCUGCUGGCCACCGCUUCGGAGCGCGGCACUGUGAUACGUGUGUUCUGUGUGAAAAAUGGGCAGCGAGUCCAGGAAUUUCGUCGGGGCGUGAAGCGUUGUGUGCGGAUCGCUUCUCUGGUAUUUGCCGCUGGCGGCGACUUCUUGUGCGCUUCCUCGAACACAGAGACAGUGCAUGUGUUCAAGAUCGAUACGCGCGCCGUCGAAACGGCUGAACUGAAGGCUAUUGCGGAAGUGGCCGCCAAGUCGGAGAGCAAUGCUAAAGAAGCUAACGCUGAUACUAAAACCGUUCCUACAACAGCUGAGGAGGCUUCAAGCUCCCCACCUUCGUCUUCCGGAAGCUGGGGUGGCAUGCUGUCCAAGGCCGUCUCCUCGUUGCUGCUGCCCUCGCAGGUGAGCGACGUUCUGGCCCAGGAUCGAGCUUUUGCAACCGUAGUGUUGGCACAGCCGGGUCUCAAACACAUUUGCGCCUUGACGCGUCUCCAAAAGGAGCUUCGGCUGCUCAUUGCCUGUGAAGAUGGCUUCCUCUACAUACACGAAUUUAAUGCUGAACGAGGUGGGGUCUGCAAACAGCUGGCUGUGCACGAUUUGCGUGGAGCUCUGGAGGGCGUCAUCGAACUGCAAUUAAGCGAGAGCGUUCUGAAGACGUCCAAGCCGGGGGCGCCGACAGGGGCGCUGCCACAACAAUCCAUGACAUUGCUGAAGAGCUGCGCGGCCAGUGUGCUCAUUGAAAAUCCCGAGCCAGUGCCGGACAAUAGCUAUGCGGGUAUACUUAAGGGAGAGCAGGCGGAUGCCAUGUCUGAUUCCGCCAAAUUUCGUAAGCUGUGCGAUGCCAUUGACACGCCGACGAAACUCUACGAUGAGCGACAAUUUCCGCCUGUUGCUAUCGCUGCCCAGGAUUGACCCAGGCGUCCGAAGGACAUUGUCUUUGUCGAUAAGUCGCAGAUUGAAAAUCUAUAAUUAAAUUUAUUUUAAUUACGCUUGCUCUCUCCAUAUGGGAAAACACAAAAAAAGAUUAAAAGUUCAAAACACACCCAAAAAAAUUGUAAUUUUUAAAUUAAUAUUUUAGUUUUUUAACCAAAAUACUCGACAUAUUCGUGCAACAAAUAUUUAAAAGGAAGUAUUUUUAUUUAUUAGUAAUAAUUUAACAGUUUAGUAAGAACUAUGAAAACCAUUUGUAAAUAUUUGUAAUUAAUUAUCAAAAUUAUUGUUACUACUUUGUGUUUGACUUGUCAUUCCGCUGCACUUUCCGCUCUCACCUCAGCUCCGAUUUAUUUGUAUAUGUAGGCUAUAUACCUAUAAAACUCUGCAAAUCCGAUUUCAACUAGCAUUGAAAUGUUCUCUAUUUUUGUAUGAAAUUAUAUAUUAUAGAUUAAAUAUAUGUGUAUGAUACUUAGAAUAUAUUCAAGAGAAGCUCAAAAACCCCAAAAAAGGAGAAGAAAGUAAAGAAGGAGGAGCAGCACUUAAAAUGUACCUUAAAAAGAGCAACAAAAAUGCGAAUUCAAUUAGCUUUGCGAAAAUCGAAGCAAGCAAUGAUAAAUCUAAAAAAUAUAUAUAUACUAUACAUUAAAAUAUUUAAGAAAUGUGGGAUGCUCACAGCAAUAAAUAAGUAUUAACUGCAGAGAAAGAAAGAGAGAAAGCAAAGGAAGUAAAGUAAAAUAUAUACAAUAAGGCAUUUAAACAACAAUUGUAUUCCCAAUAACUAUGUACGCCCACAACAUUGUAACUGAAAGAAAAAGCCAAUGGAAAAAAAAACAAAAAAUAAAAAACGAAAAAAGCGAAAACGCGAAAAACUAA
Scaptodrosophila lebanonensis is the source of this 2481-nucleotide messenger RNA. RefSeq names its product WD repeat domain phosphoinositide-interacting protein 2. Gene Ontology annotation, biological process: nucleophagy; autophagy of mitochondrion; protein lipidation. Gene Ontology annotation, molecular function: phosphatidylinositol-3,5-bisphosphate binding; phosphatidylinositol-3-phosphate binding; protein binding. The record is from RefSeq and is a predicted model, not a curated record. The transcript is spliced from 4 exons. NCBI's taxonomy places the organism in Eukaryota, Metazoa, Arthropoda, Insecta, Diptera, Drosophilidae. Bases 142 to 1587 code for a protein of 481 amino acids. Gene Ontology annotation, cellular component: cytosol; extrinsic component of membrane; phagophore assembly site membrane.